Canis lupus familiaris (dog) is the source of this 1961-nucleotide messenger RNA. RefSeq names its product lipase family member N (gene LIPN). Bases 468 to 1658 code for a protein of 396 amino acids. Gene Ontology annotation, biological process: lipid metabolic process. The transcript is spliced from 11 exons. The record is from RefSeq and is a predicted model, not a curated record. Lineage: Eukaryota; Metazoa; Chordata; Mammalia; Carnivora; Canidae. Gene Ontology annotation, molecular function: hydrolase activity, acting on ester bonds.
GGUUUCCUCAUUCCCGCCGGCUUCCUGCCUCUCCUCUCUCCAGCCUCUUCUAACUGUCGCUGCAGCCACAUCUGGUUCUUCAGCCCGGCGCCACUUGCAAAAGCUUAGAGGUUCCCGAGCCGUAGGGAGUGUUGGGGGGCAGGGGCUGAGCGGGGCGAGGAUGACAGGACCCGCUCCGCGGAGUUUCUUUGAGAUUGAAACAACACACCUGCGGCGUCAGGAACCUUCUCCACUCUUGCUCGGUGCCAGCAGACGCUAGCUGUCUCCAGCGUUCAAAACGUUUUAAAUCCUACGACAUUUGCUGGUGUAAAACCGUCUUCAACCAGACAUCAAUGCGCGGAAAGCUCUGUAAGAUCUUCAAGAAGUAAAUCUCGAGAUCUCUAGAAGUCAGUCGUCAGUCUGUCGCAGCGAAAGCUCUCUGACUUCGUCGGGUCACCUGAUCCUCAGUGGAACCCGGCGUCCCCACGAUGUGGCUGUUUUUAACGACGACCUGUUGUUUGAUCUGCGGAACUCUGAAUGCUGGCGGCUUCUUCGAUCUGGAAAACGAAGCGAAUCCUGAAGUGUGGAUGAAUAUUAGCGAGAUCAUCACCUACAACGGCUACCCCAGCGAGGAGUAUGAGGUCACCACGCAGGACGGGUACAUCCUCAGCAUCAACAGGAUCCCGCACGGCCAGGCGGAGGCCGGGAGCGCAGGUCCCCGGCCCGUUGUCUACCUGCAGCACGCCUUGUUUGCCGACAACGCCUCCUGGCUUGAGAAUUACGCCAACGGCAGCCUUGGGUUCCUUCUCGCAGACGCGGGUUACGACGUCUGGAUGGGAAACAGUCGGGGGAACACUUGGUCGAGGAGACACAGAACGCUCUCAGCGACCGAGGAAAAAUUCUGGGCCUUCAGUUUCGACGAGAUGGCCAGAUACGACCUCCCAGGAAUAAUAGACUUCAUCGUAAACAAAACGGGGCAGCAGAGGCUGUACUUCAUCGGACACUCCCUGGGCACCACCAUAGGGUUUGUGGCCUUUUCCAGCAUGCCUGAGCUGGCACGGAGGAUCAGAAUGAAUUUUGCCCUGGGUCCCGUGGUCUCAUUCAAAUACCCCACGGGCAUCUUUACCAGUUUUUUUCUACUUCCGAAUUCCGUAAUCAAGAGAUUUUUCGGUACCAAAGGUUUCUUUCUAAACACGGGGAAGGUACCUUCCAUCAGAAUCUGCAACAAUAAAAUAUUGUGGGUGAUUUGUAGUGAAUUUAUGUCCUUAUGGGCCGGAUCCAACAAGAAGAACAUGAAUACGAGCCGAAUGGACGUGUACAUGUCCCACGCGCCCACCGGAUCGUCAAUACAGAACAUACUGCAUAUAAAACAGCUUUAUGGAUCUGAUGAAUUCAGAGCUUAUGACUGGGGAAGUGAAGCUGAGAACAUGCAUCACUACAAUCAGAGCCGUCCCCCGCUCUACGACCUGAGUGCCAUGAAGGUGCCUACUGCCAUAUGGGCCGGUGGCAAUGACGUCCUUGUGACCCUCCAGGAUGUGGCCAGGACAAUCCCCCAAAUCAGGAACCUCCGGUACUUCGACCUCUUGCCCGACUGGAACCACUUCGACUUCAUCUGGGGCCUGGACGCGCCGCGGCGAGUCUACAGUAAGAUCAUAGAGCUGAUGCAGUCGGACUCCUGACGCGGCGCACCUGCUUCUCGGCUACAAGUCCCGGCGAGCCCAGGAGGCCCCGGGGAGGGGCUGCUCAGCUGCCAGGUCUUGCCUCGCGGCCGCGGAGGCUCCUUAUCCGUGGCCCAACCAGGAACUGUCUCAACGGGGCUGCUCUUCAUCCAAGAAAGGCGCCCCCGGAACCUCCGGGUCUCUUCCCCUCCGUCGGGGCCGAUUUUUCGCCUCCGUGAAUAUACGCCUGGGAGAUGAGUUAAAAGGGGCCUUUUUCUUUUUUUCUUUUUUUUUUUAAAUAAAUUUAUUUUUAUUGGUGUUCAA